AUGCUUCGUCGAAAGCCAACAGCUAUUGCUAUUACUUCUGAGGAUAUUGCUGCCUUUGAAGAGGCCAGACUUCGCAAACUUUCUGAAGAAAACAAACACCCAGAACACGCAAAGGCAACAUCCAAUACCAAACUUGACCCUAGCGAUGAGUUGAAACCACUUCCCGGUGACAAGGCUAGAAUUAUUCGAACCCGGGAAGAAAGAAUAGGCGUUAGUCGACGUGGUUGA
Messenger RNA from Penicillium vulpinum, 228 nucleotides. Its product is annotated as CDC26 family anaphase-promoting complex subunit. Gene Ontology annotation, biological process: anaphase-promoting complex-dependent catabolic process. Gene Ontology annotation, cellular component: anaphase-promoting complex. The transcript has a single exon. NCBI's taxonomy places the organism in Eukaryota, Fungi, Ascomycota, Eurotiomycetes, Eurotiales, Aspergillaceae. The record is from RefSeq and is a predicted model, not a curated record. The coding region runs from base 1 to 228 and encodes 75 amino acids.